Messenger RNA from Lottia gigantea (owl limpet), 312 nucleotides. RefSeq lists its product as hypothetical. The record is from RefSeq and is a predicted model, not a curated record. Bases 1 to 312 code for a protein of 103 amino acids. The transcript has 4 exons. NCBI's taxonomy places the organism in Eukaryota, Metazoa, Mollusca, Gastropoda, Lottiidae.
AUGGAUUAUCAAGCGUGUUCCGAGUUAUACUGCAGAUAUCAUGAUGAGGUAAUUUGGGUUUCAAGUAUAGUAGCUCGUCUUCAGCUACGGACAACAUGGUUAGAUAUGGUGUGCAACCUAGGUUUUUGGAGGUGUAUACAGAUAGAGCUUCAUUAUAUAGGAAUAAAGUGCUUAUGGUGUGGCAUGGAAGCUCCUCGUGUUAGAAAGGGUAAAUCGUCUGGUAAUUUACCUACCCACUAUAGCACUGCCACAAUAGGAGUGUUCUGGGGUCAUGGCCUGUAUGACUCUACAGAUCCUUCUAUUCACAGAUGA